Molecule: messenger RNA, 10329 nt
Organism: Vespa velutina
Lineage: Eukaryota; Metazoa; Arthropoda; Insecta; Hymenoptera; Vespidae
Gene: Nmdar2
Product: glutamate receptor ionotropic, NMDA 2B
Exons: 18
Coding region: 1534-4794 (1086 amino acids)
Biological process (GO): modulation of chemical synaptic transmission; synaptic transmission, glutamatergic; monoatomic ion transport
Cellular component (GO): plasma membrane; postsynaptic membrane
Molecular function (GO): transmitter-gated monoatomic ion channel activity involved in regulation of postsynaptic membrane potential; NMDA glutamate receptor activity
Source: RefSeq, a predicted model, not a curated record
GCACAACACGGGGGCUGCUUUUUCGCUUUGGCACACCCGGGCUCUCUGCUGGCUGGGCGGUGUCUGCAGCCUUCACUUUCCUCCCGAAAAUCGAAGGCUACGGGGCUGCUGACCGGCACUUUUUUCUUCCUCUCUCUCUCUCUCUCUCUCUCUCUCUCUCUUUCUCUUCUUUUUCUCCGCCUCUCUCUCUCUCUCUCUCUCUCUUGCUGCUUUGCUUCUCUCCCUCUACCUAUCUAUCUUAUCUACUUCUCAUAUCUUGUACCUAUCGCAAUUUUCCUUUUCAUCUCUGACGCUUUUGGUUCCGCGAAGAGUCGACACGUGUGCCAAAGAAGACGAGGUAAAGUAAUAAAAAGAGGGGGCGGGGGGGGGGAGGAGGAGGAGGCGUGCAUCGUCGGAUCAGUGAAAGUGUCGAACCGAUAGCCGCGUAAACAUCGUGAAUUGUCGUGUACGUACGUGCACGCGAGGCGCUGCUGAUAUUUUGGCCGGGGGUGGAUGUGUGCGGUGCUGCCAGCCGCAGGAGUAAAAGGAAACGGUGACGGGGACGGAAACGAAGGAGAGAGCGAACUUUGUCGAUGACAGGAUGACUUUUCCUAUCCGUUUAGAGGAAUGCGGCCUUCUCAAAUCGUGCCUUGUUUAGCGUGUGAGAGAGAGAUAGAGGAAGAAUAACAGCUGACUCCAUUGAGUCGUAGCGUGGGAGAAAUGCGGAAACGGCUUUCAAUUUUGUCCGAAAGAUAUUUUUAUCCGAGAGAUCAUUGUGGACGACGACGAGUUUCGCACGAUCGAGAAUCGAGUUGACCUGAUUUCGUCCUUGGACGAAUGCAGGAUCGAUCCUUCAUGAGCUUGUGACUCUCUCUCUCUCUCUCUCUUGUAUUUCUCUGUUAUCCUCUCUCGACCGUCUCGUUUCGUUCCGUCUUACUCGACCUACGCAUACGCACCCACGAACGAAACUUUCAAAAGGAUUAAGGCGCUUGCGACGAUUCGAUAAUCGAGAAUAACAAUCGUCGUUCUGGUUGAUCCUGAUGAUCUCUCACCACUGCCAAAUCCGCGCGAUCUAUUCUCGGGUAUUUUCUUGGAGAAGUGUCUUCCGUAAGCGCAAACACCUUUGAUAAAGGACGAAGCGACAAUUAAUAAUACUUUACAACGAUUUCCAAAUCGUACAAUCUAGAUAUUAUAAAGAGUAAAAUUAUACUCUUAAUUCGCGAUUCCUCAAUCAUUCAAAACACGUCGUCUUCCUAAAGCGAAACAUACAAACUAUUGUACCUCGAUUCAUCGUUGUACUUCGAGGGAUUCGUUUUGGUAACGAACGAGAGAAGCAAAAAGACGAAGAGAAGCGAGAAGAAGAAGAAGAAGAAGAAGAAAGAAUCCUCUUUUAAGGUUUUCGAGAUAUAGCCAGGGUUAAAGUCGGAGGUAGUAAAUAGUCUAACGAUAAUCUAGACAGUGACAAUCGAUAAUAACGUAAAAAGAAAUAAAAAACAAAAUAAAUAAAAAAGAGAAUGGCAAGUGUUCGAAGAUAGAAGAAGAAGAAGAAGGACGAUGCGAAACGCAAAGGUUCUCUUGGCGACGAUCCUUUCGCUUCUCGGCACGCUCGUCGUCUCCGAAGUGCAAGCUUGGAGAUCGACGAUCGGUCAGAGCGGAAUUCGCGAGAGCUCGCUCGACGGAAGAUAUGGGAAUAGUCGUUUACCGAAUCUGACCAUUGGUCUGGUAGUGCCGCACACGAAUUUUGGUGCGCGCGAGUACACAAAAGCGAUCAACCGAGUGGUUAACAAUCUUCACAAAGGUCAAGCAGCAAAGAUCAGAGGUCAAACGAGAUUUACCUUUCUCGACAAGUACGUUUUCACGCCGCACCAGGUGAAGAACACUAUGCUGAGACUCACGCCAAGUCCUACAGCUAUACUCGAUUCUCUCUGCAAGGAUUUCCUAUCGUUAAAUGUAUCGGCUAUUUUGUAUCUGAUGAAUUACGAACAAUACGGCCGUAGUACGGCCAGCGCUCAGUAUUUUCUUCAAUUGGCCGGUUAUCUAGGAAUUCCUGUUAUUGCUUGGAACGCCGAUAAUUCUGGACUCGAAAGGAGAGCUUCGCAGAGCAACCUGCAGUUACAAUUGGCUCCUUCGUUGGAACAUCAAACUGCUGCUAUGUUGAGUAUCUUGGAGCGAUACAAAUGGCAUCAAUUCAGCGUAGUCACGUCGCAGAUCGCAGGCCACGACGAUUUUAUUCAAGCGGUCAGAGAACGGAUUUCCGAUAUGCAAGAUACAUUCAAGUUUAACAUAUUGAGCGCGGUACAGGUAACGAAUGCGAGCGAUCUCUUGGAAUUGGUAAACAGCGAGUCGAGAGUGAUGUUACUCUACUCGACUCGAGAAGAGGCAAUGCACAUACUCAAGGCUGCCGAAGAUUACAAGAUCACGGGCGAGAAUUACGUUUGGGUCGUCACUCAAAGCGUCAUAGAAACUCUUCAAUCGGCCAGUCAGUUCCCGAUUGGAAUGCUCGGCGUGCACUUCGACACGAGCAGCGACAGUCUCAUCAGCGAAAUCAACACGGCUGUCAAAGUUUACGCCUACGCCGUCGAGGACUUUGUAAACGAUCCCAAGAACGCGAAUUACACUUUGGACACUCAGUUGAGUUGCGAGGGUGCCGGGGAAGCAAGAUGGAACACGGGAGACUUAUUUUUCAAAUAUUUGAAAAACGUAUCGGUGGAAGGAGAUCAGGGGAAGCCAAACGUCGAGUUCACUCAAGACGGUGUUCUCAAGGCUGCAGAAUUGAAGAUUAUGAAUCUUCGUCCAGGAGUUAGUAAGCAGCUUGUUUGGGAGGAGAUCGGCGUUUGGAAAUCUUGGGAAAAGGAAGGCCUCGAUAUAAAGGACAUAGUUUGGCCGGGUAACACGCACACGCCCCCUCAAGGAGUACCAGAGAAGUUUAAUCUGAAGAUAACGUUUCUCGAAGAACCACCGUACAUCAAUCUCGCUCCGCCCGAUCCCGUCAGUGGGAAAUGCCUAAUGGAUCGUGGCGUUCAUUGCCGAGUAGCCAAGGAAUCGGACAUGAGCGAGAUGGACAUUCAGUCGGCUCAAAAAAACGAAAGUUUUUAUCAAUGCUGCAGCGGAUUUUGCAUCGAUCUACUGCAAAAAUUUUCGGAAGAAAUAGGCUUCACGUACGAGUUGGCUAGAGUGGAGGACGGGAAAUGGGGUACACUCGAGAACGGAAAGUGGAAUGGCCUUAUAGCGGAUUUGGUUAAUCGGAAGACCGACAUGGUAAUGACGUCCUUGAUGAUAAAUUCCGAAAGAGAGGCAGUCGUGGACUUUACCGUUCCUUACAUGGAAACCGGAAUAGCCAUCGUUGUUGCAAAACGAACUGGAAUAAUAUCACCCACAGCUUUCUUGGAGCCAUUCGACACGGCUUCCUGGAUGUUGGUGGGAAUUGUCGCGAUUCACACCGCGACGGUAAUGAUACUCUUUUUCGAGUGGUUAUCACCGUCCGGUUUCGACAUGAAGGUAAAGCCUUCAGUCGCUCCGCAGAAACUGAAAAAUCCAUCGCCGAAUCAUCGCUUUUCGUUUUGCCGCACUUACUGGUUGGUCUGGGCGGUACUGUUCCAAGCAGCCGUCCAUAUCGAUUCUCCGAGAGGAUUUACAGCCAGAUUCAUGACGAACGUUUGGGCGUUAUUCGCCGUGGUCUUCCUCGCCAUUUACACUGCCAACUUGGCUGCCUUCAUGAUAACGAGGGAGGAAUUUCACGAGUUCACCGGUGUCGACGAUCAUCGACUGGCCAAACCGUGGUCGCACAAGCCCAUGUUCAAAUUUGGCACCAUACCUUGGAGUCACACCGACAGCACAUUGGCUAAAUACUUUAAGGAUAUGCACUCUUACAUGAGGGGUUUUAAUAAGAGCAGCGUGGCCGAGGGAAUCGAGGCUGUCAUCAGCGGUGAAAUGGAUGCAUUCAUAUACGACGGAACCGUCCUUGACUAUUUGGUCGCUCAAGACGAAGAUUGCAGGCUUCUCACGGUUGGAUCUUGGUACGCCAUGACGGGAUACGGUUUGGCCUUUUCUAGAAAUUCCAAAUAUUUGCAAAUGUUCAACAAACGUUUGCUCGAUUAUCGGGACAACGGUGAUCUCGAACGUUUGAGACGCUUCUGGAUGACGGGCACGUGCAAACCGGGAAAAGAGGUUCAAAAAAGUAGCGACCCUUUGGCGCUCGAACAAUUUUUAAGCGCUUUCCUAUUGUUAAUGAUGGGAAUUCUUCUCGCAGCCGUCUUCCUUCUUCUCGAACAUCUCUAUUUUAAAUACGUGAGACAACACUUGGCAAAGAGCGACGGCGGUGGAUGCUGCGCUCUUUUCAGCUUGAGCAUGGGAAAAUCUUUGACCUUUCGCGGUGCGGUCUACGAGGCCCAGGAUAUAUUGAGACAUCACAGAUGCAGAGAUCCAAUUUGCGAUACUCACUUAUGGAAAGUGAAGCAUGAGUUGGACAUGGCCAGGAUCAGGAUACGACAGCUCGAGAAGGAUCUCGAAGCCCAUGGAAUAAAGCCCAGUCAGACCAAGAGGAAAACCGGAAGUCUGGCCUGGUGGCGAGGAUGCUUUCAAAGUUCGGACCGGCAUCGACAUCCGGAACCAUUGACGGUCGAAGCGCCGCAUCCGCUACCGCCAUACUUCGAUUCAUUCAUCGAUGCGGUCGAGGUCGCAAGGCCGAGAGACAUGAGCACUAAUCACGUAGUAAGCACCGAGUACGCGGAAACCUUUUUACCGACGGAGAUUUACAGAAUUCCGGGCACGGAAGGGGUAAGAACGGAAAUUGCAGAAAUGGAAACAGUUCUGUGAUCGUAACAGGUACGGCCUUCAUCGCCCAGACAUUAAAAGAAGCCAAACAGCCGGGAGACACUUGUUCUUCUGAUGAAAAAGGAAAAAAAAAAAAAAAAAAAGAAAAAAAAAGGGAAGAAAAGAAAAGAAAGACAAAGAAAAAAGAAGAAAGAUAUUCCGUCGAAUCCACGAGCAUCGAAUUGCUUCUUUGCCCUUUCGGAAUCACGGACGACGAGUUCUUUCGUCUCUCCUAAAGGAUAUUUUAUCGAUGACGCGAUACGACGCGACGAACGAACGAUUUCAAAAAUCUCGAUCCUUUCCCUUAAAGAAGGAGCCUGAAUUUUACAACAUUUUUUCCUUAAUCAACGAAAAAAAGACGAAUAUGGAAAAGAGAACGACAAUGACGAUGAUAUUUGACACCGUUCAAUGCCUAAUCGACUCGUCGUAUUUCGCCAAUAAAGAACGAUAACGGAGAUCCAUCCUUAACCUCUCAUUUUUUCUCCCCCCCUCUCACUCUCUCUCUCUCUCUCUCUCUCUCUGCAUCAUAUAUAUUAUAUAUAAUAUUUAAUAUUUUUCCUUACUAUUAAAAUCUCCUUCCGUAUCCUUCCUCGUUUUCUCUCUUCCAUAUGGAAAAUGAAUUUCCACGAAAAAAUGAGGAGGUUGAAAAAAAAGGAAAAGUAGUGAGAGUAAAUUGCGAGAUUCACUAGUAAAACAUGUGAAAGAAAAAUGGAAAAGAAUCAAAAAAAAAAAAAAAAAAAAAAAAAAAAAAUAUAUAUAUAUAUAUAUAUAUAUAUAUAUAUAUACAAGUACAUACAUUCUAUAACGUACCGUUUAAACGUACGCGACUUUUUUCUCGGUCCUUUCUAAAUUCAAUUUGUGCCUACAAAUCGUACGAACAAGACGGUACCACCUUUGCACCACGGGUUUUGUCUGCGAGCAAAUAUGAAGAAAAGGAAAAGACAAACAAACGUAAGAGAUAGAGAAAAGAAGGAAAGAAAGAAAAAAGGAAAAAGAAAUGAGAUACAAGGAAAAAAAAUCAUAUUGUAAAAGCGCAACGAAAUUAUUCUUCGAUUUUCAUUGUCCUUUCGUAUGGUGGUGGGCAAAGCAUUAAGAGAGAGAGCUAUUACCACGAGGGUUGUACCGAGCUAUUUAAUGUUGUGUAGGGAACUAAAAUUAAUUAAUAUUAUUAUUAUUAGGGCAAAACACAAUCGGGCACCAACAAUGCAAUAGAUAGUUAUCGAGUUCUUCUCAUUUUUAAGAAGGACUAUUUUAAACUUUGUAUAAACUCGUGACCGACCAUGGCACACACGACACGUAAAUAAUACGUAAAACAAAGAAAAAACGUACAUACAUUACAUACAUACACGUAUACAUAUGUACAUAUAUAUAUAUAUGUAUACGUACAUCCAAUUUAUGUACAAAGAAAAAGACGACGAGGCUGUAAGAACGCUACUCGGUAAAAAAAAAAGGAGUAGCUAUCCCAGAAAAGAUGUGAAUCUAUGUGUUACCCUACGAAAUUUAGACCGGAUAUAUCUGCGAGUGAAAUGAUAAUACCAAAAAAAGAAAAAGAAAAAAAAAAAAAAAAAAAAAAGGAAAAAAAUUAAAAAAAAGAAAAAAAAACGAAAAAAAGAAGAAAAAAAAAGAAAGAAAAAAAACAUGUUUGUCGGUUAACGUUACAUUGUACGCGCAUCGAUAUAAUUAUUAUACAUAUAAGGAUAUACAUAUACGUGCGUAUUUGCGCUACAUAUAUAGGUUAUUUCCACGUGAAAGAGAAAGAUGAGCAACAAAUUAAAGACGACGUACCGUGGACAAAAAUGAGAUAUUCUAAAAAAACCUUACUUUGAGGACGUAAUAAUGCUCGAUGAAAAAAAUAAUACGCUACACACACACACACACACACACACAUAUAUAUAUAUAUAUAUAUAUAUGUAACGACGAACGAUAUGUAAAGUCAAAAACAAAAAGAAAAAGAAAAAAAAAAGCAGUAAUGUAUAAGAGAAAUAGAAGAGAGGUUAUUACCUCGUCGUGGAGUGUCAGGCGUCGUUUGACGAAUAUUUGAAAAUUGUCCAGGAAGACUAACAAAGAAAAAAAAAGAAAGAAAAGUAACAAGACGAUGGCAGAAUUUUCGUAAGACGACGUAGACUUGUAAAAGGAAUUAAGAGAUAGAAGAGAUUAGAGAUCGUUCGAUGUAUAACCCCGACGAGAGGAAAUAUUUUCUAAUGCGUAAUUUUGUGCCUGAGAUACCAAUUUCGAGAUAUAAUUUGUAAAAGAUCGUCAUAUUUUUUAGACCAUAUCAAAGAGCCACAAGUAGAAUUCGCUUCGACGUCCUGACGCUCCGAACAUUUUUGCAAACGAUAACUAUAUAUAUAUAUAUAUAUAUAUACAUAUAUAUACAUAUAUAUAUAUAUACAAGAUGUACGCUUACGCGUACAUAAUAAUUAAUGAUCGUACAUAAGAAAAAGUGGGAUUUACGUGUAUGCUACUGUAAUAAAAUGUCCCAGUGAGACGAAGCGCAGCCGUGUCGAUGUAAAACGAAAGAUGAAAAAGAACGUUCGUGGAUGGUUCGAGUGGGGGAAAAAAAAAAGAAAAGGAAAAAAAAGAAAUGAAAAAUUUACGAAAUAAGCGGCACCAUUUGAAAAGAGGAAAAGAUUAGGAACGGCGAUAGAUUAAUCAACGGGACGUUUCGUUAGGGAGAAAAAAUAAAGUGCGAUCGUUGCGUUCCACACGACGCAACGGAGACUUGAAUAUUUCCAAGGCGCUUUCACUAGAUUUUUCUACUUUCCAAGCGUUGCAUAAUUGCCGGUAAGAGACGCCUCUCCCGUUCGACGCCGCUGAUCCUUGGAUCGAAUGCGCCCCGCGAACCCAAAGCGGAAGCGGAAACGAAUGGGAAAUGUUAAACAAUAAUUUUCUACGAUUUUCCUUCUCGAAAGAAACGAGAAGAAAGCAGCGACGUCGAUCGUCGCGAGCUAAGCUCUCCGGAUUUUUAGAUUAGGUAAUAUAUACGAUACGAAUAAAUAUGAUUGAAAGAGAGAGAAGAAAAAAAAAAAGGAAUAAAAUAUAGUAAAGUAAAUUAAAAGUGUGCGCAAAAGGGAGGUUGGCGCCUAAGACCUAUCCCAAAUAACAAUCUUAGAACACGUUGUUACUGUUAUUGUUAAAGAUAAAAGGAAGUGUUACGUUGUUAAGCGAGAAAACUCGAUCACGCGAUAAAUUAUCUCGUCGUCGCGGAGUACGAAAUAAGCCGUCUCUAAAGUCUAAACUAUAAAAGCUACGCUAAUUAUCCCGUAAGUUUAAGGAAAAUAUAUAAUAAGAAGGAAAUUAUACGUUAGGAGCCGGAAACGUUAACAUAAAAAUAAUCACGGACACACUCAUAUACACAUAGACGAAAGCUCGCACCUUUUAACCCGAAAGACCAUUGUUCCUCUGUAUUUCCUUAUUAAACACUUGAACCUUCUUUCUCUCUUCUCGCAAGGAUAGAUCGAUCGAUCGAUCGAUCAUAGAACGACACGGCCAUUUUACGAACUCUCUUAGACACUGCCUAAUUUUUUCUGCCAAGAGAAAACACCCGCACAUGUAUACGCACACACACACACACAUACACACACACAUACGCGCGCGCGCGCGCGUAAACCCACGCAUAUCGUGCAAACACAAUUGAGCCGCUUUCUAUCCAUCGAUCGAUCGAUCUAUCUAUCUAUCCAACGAUACGUACUUCUUAUCCAUAAUCUAAUUUUUCUUCGAUCUAAUUUUUCUUCGCUUACCUUAUAUAUAUAUAUAUAUAUAUAUACAUAUAUAUAUAUUUAUACACAUAUGUUUUCUCUCAUUCAUCGUAGAACGUACAUAGUCACUUGAUAAGCGAUAUUGAUUGUAAAAUUUGGAAGGAUAAGAGAUACGUGCGCGCACUUAUCCAAACAGAAAUCGUUCGUUAAAAACUUGUUAAAAUACCUGACUAUGAUUAUACUUCGUUUACGUGUACGUAAUCGUAUCUACGUAAACAAUAGGAAUCCUCGAGGAAUCUGUCAGUCUUUUUCUUUCUUUCUUUCUUCCUUCCUUCCUUCCUCUACGGAAAAGGAUUUUCCGAUUGAUCCUCUUCUUAUUCCAGUUACGGCCAAAAGACGACUCUUCCAAUCGUGACAUCUAUCCAAUGUUCCAUGAAAUAUUACAAUGUGAUCGAUGGAAAUUUUAUUGAGAAUUCAAAGAAGAAGAAAGAAGUCAUAUCAACGCGAUCGUUCAUUCGUCCAGUGAAAUUGUUCUCAGAUUGAUUUAUUAUCGCUCGACGUUGUCCUUUGUAUUUUACGCGUGAAAAAUAGAAAAACAAAAAAUCGUGGGAGAAUCGAUAUGAUACAACGAAGAAACCGGAACGGGUCGCGCUCUCUUUCUCUCUUUUUCUCGCGACUACGAAGAUACAUCAUUUUUCCAAUAAAAGAGUCGUGGCUUUCUAUUCGUCUUUCCUCUGUCCCACUGGAGUGUGUCUUUGUCCUUGUUUGAUCUUACUCUAUUCGACAUUUCUUAUAUGUUAUAUGUAAAUUCAUAUGUGUCAAUAUUAUAAAUACAAUAUAUAUAUAUAUAUAUAUAUACAUACAUACAUAUAUAUAUAUAUACAUACAUUACAUAUACAUUCUACAGAUGGAUAAAAGAAUCAAGAUUGCAGAGUACCGCAGUUCGCGUCAUCUUAACGAGGAAUCGUCGUGUAGUAAACUUGAGACUUUGUGCCAACUAAACGUUGCUGUGACAUCCGCGAUUUAGAGAGAUAUCGUAUGAAUAUGUGUAACAAAAAGUCUAUAUCUCGUGUGUAUGUGUGUGUAUGUAUAUGCGUAUGCGUGUGAGUGUGUGUCUAACUUGUACAUAAAUGAACGAGAAAGGAAAAAUUACGAACAAAAAGAGAAAAAGGGGGGAAAAAAAAAAGGAAAAGAAAAAGGGAGAAAAAAAAAUAAAACAUGGGAGCUAUCUUCCGACCGAUAAACUUUUCGUCCUCGUCGUCUGCUUCUUCUUUUUAUCGAGCCGAUGACAUAGAAAGACUAAAAGAAUGAGAGAAAUCAUAGGAAUGUAUUAGAAUAGCGCGAGCGAAAAAAAAAAGAAAAAAAAAAAAAAAAGAAAAAGCCAGGGAACAUUGUUGACUAUCCCUCGACUGGAUGUUGUCCCAUCCACCUUCUUCCUCGCUUCCCUCGAUUCAAGAGAAUAAAGAGGAAAAAGAGAGAGAACAAAAAAAUGAUCGCCGAGCAAAAUAAGCGUAAAGGCGCGCCAUUUGUUAAGAAAUAAUAUAAGAAUCGCUGAUAUGAGGUGAUCGGUAAGGUAUCGUUCGUGGAUUGCUUUUUGAUUUGAUUGAAAGAAAAAGAUGAAGAAGAGGACGAGGAUGAAGAUAAAGAGGGAAAGAAAAAGAAGAGAGGAUGUAAAUUGGACGAUGAAAGAUAGCGACUCGAACGAAAAAUAUAUUAUUUCUACAUACGUACUCCGUUGAUCGAUGCACUUUCGCGGAAUGUGCGAACGAUAAAGGCUUAAUAAGGAACAUACAUGGCACGUAAUUAUAUGUUGUUUCAAAUAAAACAUUGUUGUUUUGUA